CUUCGCUUCUUCUCUCUGCUUUGGUUUCAGGGUCUUUCCUUUAGCUGAUGGGCGACAGACCUGCUUUCCAACACAACCUGCAACGCUACAGGACGUCUUAUUAACUCUCGCUACAACAGAAAUAGCAGAUAAUGCAAGCUACUUUGACAUUUGUUAUUUCGUUGCUGCUGUCACUACAGCAGCUUGCUGGAUCUACUGCUCAUCUCCCUCAUCUAACAUUUGAUUUAUUGGAUCAUACAAGAGGACAAGUCUGCUACAGAACUGCUUCAAAAGUUCAGACUGAACUGCAUAAUUUUCAGGCUGCAGAACAUGGUUAUCUCUCAGAAGAGAACAUGAAAGACUAUCCAAAAAAGCCAUCAACAGUAUCAGCUGAUUCCCCUUGCUUUGGAAUGCUAGCCACAUGCUGUCUGCCAAGGAAAGAGGAAGAUCUAAAGAACGCUGUGAGAAUGGAAUAUCAAAACAAGCUGCAAAAUGCAUUUGAGAAAAGAGCCGAACAAAAAUGCAGAAAAGCAGGACGAGACUUUGAACGUGUGCUUUAUGGUAACAUAAAAGGCUCAAUCAAGUUGCUAAGAGAGGAGCUGUCUGGCAUAAUGGUUACAAACAUCACUCAAGAACUAUUUCAAGACUUUUCAGACUACUUGUACAAGUUUGUGUUCUCGCGUGACUUCUGCCCACUGAGAGACAUCGCAGAGCAGCAGCUAAGUAAAGUAUUCAGAGUUGCUUAUCAGACAGGAGAGAUUGAAGACCAAAGUCUGCUGCUAUUGGGGACAAACAAUAAAGACUCGUGUUUCGAUAGUUUGGAGACAUAUUUCGUGACAACAUGGCUCAACGAUACGGUCCAGAGUUUAGUCCAAACACUAAACAGCAUCAGACUGAUAGCAGAGACUUUUGAGCUGGUACAAUCGAUAGUGACUGAUGUGAGAAGACACAAGUGGGGCCCGGAAUGUGUUUCCGGUCUAUUCACCAUAAGACACUGUGCCUAUUGUAUUGGAUAUGAAAACUUCCACCACUGUGAUGGUAACUGCCUUAAUGUCCUAAGAGGAUGUACUGCAGACAUGGCUGAACUCCAAAAAGAUGUCAAGGACAUCCAAAACUUGCUGCUUAGUCUAACAAAGUUAGCCCAAUCUGAACUGAGUCCAACAAAACUAUUAAAAACAACCUUUGUUAAUUACAUAUUGCUCGGGAAGCACCUCAAUCAGUUUAACUUUACAAACGCCAUUAUCUCUGGCACAAACUGCUCUGUUGAUGAAAGUGAUGAAAAGUCUAUCAGACAUCUAGACACCACUUUGCAAUACAUAAACGUCACAAAUUUUGAAACAACCUCGACUAAUAGCAUACUGGCAGCUGUUAGGAAUGAUUUGGAUUGUUUCAAAGACUUACAGUCCCUACUAUUGGAACUACCAGAGGAAAUAUGUGGAGUGAACCCACACCAUUUGGCAUACAUGAGAGACAGGGAGUGCUGGAACGGGACAGACAGAGGAAGUUAUUCACAUUCAAUAGUUGGGCAUUACAAAAUGGAUCAGCUCAACAACCCUGCAUUCAUAAACCGACCACUCCCAACCAACUCCUCCUUCACCAAAACUCAACACAAUAUUAAACUAGUCACCAAAGACAUCUAUCAAACUAUAGACUUCUAUCAAUGCCUCAAUGGAGACGAUGAAGACUGUAGCACUCGUUUUGUGAUUCAGUGUGAACAAACGAUACCAACUGAGGACGUAAUAGGAAGUGGAUCAGGAAGCGGAAGUGGGAGUGGCAUGGGCGGGGCUGGUGAUCUCGAGAAACACCACACGUCUACUAGUAAUCCUUACGUGAUCGUACUUGGCGGAAAAAGAAAGAUUAACGAUUACGAAGACGAUGAUGACACCAUUGUUGCACACACCAUAACUAGUACCACCCCAGGACAUACAAAAACAUCAUCAGCUCUCCCUCUAUCAUCUUCCACUCGAAUUCCUACAACUUCUAAGAAAUCUAUGACUCAAAUUUCUACCACACCUUCGCCCACAAAAACAUCUCUAAAAGCUUCGUCUGCUAGUAUUAUUAUUAAUAAUACUCCUGAUAUCACUCCAGAUGGUUAUAGAGGGAGUGGUCAUGGCAUCAGAUCCGGACUAUUGAUAACCAUAUCAAGUAUAUUAUUUGUAUUUAUAUUCAAACUAUUUCUGUACUAAAUCAUAUUCACGACAUUCUUUUUAAAACUAGCCACCUUCACCCAUUCUACCCUCACAGUCUCGUCUUGUCUUCAGUGACCUCCAUUUUGUGUCUUUUUUGUUGCAUAACUCUCGUCAUUAUUACAAUAUUUCAAUAUUACUUUAUGUAUUUUAAUAAUAAUGCUUACAAUUAGAAUCAUGUGUAAAA
Amphimedon queenslandica is the source of this 2352-nucleotide messenger RNA. Its product is annotated as glypican-1-like. Gene Ontology annotation, cellular component: cell surface; plasma membrane; extracellular region. Bases 132 to 2165 code for a protein of 677 amino acids. The record is from RefSeq and is a predicted model, not a curated record. Lineage: Eukaryota; Metazoa; Porifera; Demospongiae; Haplosclerida; Niphatidae. Gene Ontology annotation, biological process: regulation of protein localization to membrane; cell migration; positive regulation of canonical Wnt signaling pathway. The transcript is spliced from 5 exons.